This is a messenger RNA of Aedes albopictus (Asian tiger mosquito), 3336 nucleotides long. It is a transcript of the gene Cse1, whose product is annotated as exportin-2. The record is from RefSeq and is a predicted model, not a curated record. Gene Ontology annotation, molecular function: small GTPase binding; nuclear export signal receptor activity. Gene Ontology annotation, biological process: protein import into nucleus; protein export from nucleus. The transcript has 6 exons. Gene Ontology annotation, cellular component: nuclear envelope; cytosol. Bases 253 to 3171 code for a protein of 972 amino acids. NCBI's taxonomy places the organism in Eukaryota, Metazoa, Arthropoda, Insecta, Diptera, Culicidae.
CGUUGAUGUUCUUUCAACGGCCGGUUUCGUUCUUCGAAUGUGAUCCAGAAAGAGUGUGUUGCGCGUAUCCAGACGCAAUAAAUUUGCAUUUUUGCUGUGCUAUUUUCUCGACUGAACGAUAAAUUAGUGGCAUUUUUGCGUUUUAAUUGCGUGAAUAUUACGAAUAACGAUCAUUUGAGGUAGUGUAGUACAAGUGGAGAAGUUGAUUUACACGGAAACAGUGCCCACGAGGUGGAAUCUGCCCCGCCAGCAAUGGAAAUCACCGAGAACAACUUUGAGCGUCUCGCCAACUAUCUGCAGCAAACACUGAGCCCCGAUCCAGAAGUGCGCCGACCCGCGGAACGAUUCAUCGAGAGUAUUGAAAUCAGCCAGAACUAUCCGCUGCUGUGUUUGAAUCUGAUCGAUAAAGUUCAGGUGGAUAUCACCAUCCGGGUGGCCGCGGCCAUCGCGUUCAAGAACUUUGUCAAACGGAACUGGGGCUACCACUUGGAGAACGAUGGUCCGGAUAAGGUGGCCGAGUCGGACCGGAACGGCAUCAAGGCGAUGAUUGUGCCGCUGAUGCUGAAGUCGCCGUCUUCGAUCCAGAAGCAGCUCAGCGAUGCGGUGAGCAUUAUAGGGAAGUAUGAUUUCCCGCUGAAGUGGCCGCAGCUGAUGGACGAAAUGAUCGAGAAGUUUGCCACGGGGAACUUCAGUGUGAUCAACGGCGUCCUUCAGACGGCUCAUUCGCUGUUCAAGCGAUAUCGAUACGAGUUCAAAUCGCAAGAGCUGUGGGAAGAGAUUAAGUUCGUGUUGGAUAAGCUGGCCAAACCGUUGACGGAUCUGCUGCAGGCCACUUUGGGUCUAGCCGAAGCUCACGCCAACAAUGAGGAAGCUCUGAAGAUUAUUUACGGGUCACUGGUGCUGGUGUGCAAAGUAUUCUACUCGUUGAAUUCCCAGGAUUUGCCGGAAUUCUUCGAGGAUAAUAUGGACACCUGGAUGAAGGCAUUCCACGGGAUGUUGACCAUUGACAUUCUAUGCUUGAAAACGGGGGAGGAUGAGGACGCAGGAGUCCUGGAGCAUUUGCGGUCGCAAAUCUGUGAGAAUCUUUGUUUGUAUGCCCAGAAGUACGACGAAGAGUUUGGACCUUAUAUGCCCCAGUUUGUGACGGCCGUUUGGGAACUGCUGGUGAAUACCGGCAUUCAGACCAAGUACGACACUCUGGUCUCGAAUGCAUUGAACUUCCUGAGCACCGUGGCCGACCGCAAUCACUACCGACAUCUGUUCGAAGAUCCAAACGUUUUGGCGAGCAUCUGCGAGAAGGUCAUCAUUCCCAACAUGGACUUCCGGGUAUCGGAUGAGGAACUAUUCGAGGAUAAUCCAGAAGAAUACAUCCGACGAGAUAUUGAAGGUUCCGACGUGGAAACGAGACGUCGAGCUGCGUGUGACUUGGUCAAAACCCUCUCCCAAAACUUCGAAUCCAAGAUUAUCGAGAUUUUCGGCCAAUAUUUGCAAGUCCUGUUGGCCAAGUACGCCGAAAAUCCGGCCAAUAAUUGGAAGACCAAGGACACCGCCAUUUAUCUAGUCACUUCGAUGGCUUCCAAAGGUCAAACCCAGAAGCUUGGUGUCACUCAGACCUCAGAACUUGUCCCACUUCCUCAAUUCACCCAGCAACAAAUCAUCCCGGAACUGGAACGACCUGACGUCAACGAGCUCCCAGUUCUCAAGGCAGAUGCCCUCAAAUUCAUCAUGACCUUCCGAACGAUCCUCGGACCGCAAAUCAUCGUGGCCACCUUACCCCUGGUAGCGAAACACCUCGCCGCAGGAAACGUGGUCGUCCACAGCUACGCCGCUUGCGCCAUCGACAAAAUUCUCACCAUGAAAGGCCCCGACAACAAACCGAUCGUCACCAAGGAAAUUCUCGCGCCGCUGAGUGCCGAACUUAUCACCGGUCUGUUUGCUGCGUUCACCGUCCAGGGUUCGAAUGAGAACGAGUACAUCAUGAAGUGUAUCAUGCGCACGCUGAACACCCUGCAGGAGGCUUCGUUGCCUUUUAUGAUUGUGGUGUUGCCGCGGCUGACCGAGAUCCUGACGGUUGUGUCCCGGAAUCCGUCGAAACCGCACUUCAACCACUAUCUGUUCGAAACGCUGUCGCUGUCGGUCAAACUCGUAUGCAAAGCGGAUCCUAACGCAGUCAGCUCGUUCGAAGAAGCGCUCUUCCCAGUUUUCCAGGGUAUUCUACAGCAAGACGUUCUGGAGUUCAUGCCAUACGUUUUCCAAAUGUUGUCGCUGUUCCUGGAAAUCCGCGAAGGGAAAAGUGCCAUCCCGGACACGUACCUUUCGCUGUUCCCGUGCCUCUUGGCACCAGCUCUCUGGGAACGACCGGGCAACGUUACGCCCCUAAUCCGGCUGCUGUGCGCCUUCGUACGGCAAGCUUCUCCCCAGAUCAGCGCCGAUGGAAAGCUGAACGGAGUGCUCGGAGUGUUCCAGAAGAUGAUCGCCUCCAAGAGCAACGACCACGAGGGCUUCUACCUCAUGCAGAACCUGCUGCUGCACUAUCCAGCGGAUGAACUGGGACAGAGCAUGCGUCAAAUCUUCUCCCUGUUGUUCCAACGACUGAGCUCAUCUAAAACUACCAAAUUCGUGCGGAGCUUCAUCGUGUUCUUGUGUCUCUAUGCAUCUCGUGUAGGAGCUCAAGCUCUCGUGCAGCUUAUUGAUAACAUUCAAGCUAAUAUGUUCGGCAUGGUCAUCGAGCGGAUCUUCUUACCGGAUAUCAACAAGGUAUCCGGUGAACUCGAACAGAAGAUUGUCUCGGUCGGCAUCACGAAGCUGCUUUGCGAAACCCCAGAACUUCUAUCGGACGCGUACGUCAAGUUCUGGCCCCAGCUGUUGCAAACCGUCAUCCAGAUCUUUGAACUUCCUCCGGACGAGUCCAACAUUGACGGAGACACCUUCGUCGAGAUCGAAGACGUCCCCGGCUACCAGGCUGCCUAUUCGCAGCUCAACUUUGCCCAGGCAAAACCCAUUGAUCCGCUGCCGGAGGUGGCCAACACCCGUCAGUUCCUCGUGCAGAACCUUGGUAAGCUGGCGCAAUCGAAUCCGGGCAAGAUCGGUGUCCUGGUGGCGUCGCUGCCAGUGGCCCACCAGGAAGCCCUGCAGAAGUACUGCGCCCAAAGUGGGGUGCAAAUCGCUUGAAUUAGCUUCGCUAAAUAACUCGCGCGCGCUGGAUGGUCGUCACAAAGCCAUGUACACUCAUUUUCAUACAUCUACAAUUGAAGCCAACUGCAUUAGACCGUAGGGUAUCAUCAGUGUUAUCGUGUAAGUCAGAGUUUGAAUAAAACUACUAGGUGUUACUUUUUA